AUGGGAAAAACGCAAAUAUGGGAAAAACGCAAAUAUGGGAAAAAUGCAAAUAUGGGAAAAACGCAAAUAUGGGAAAAACGCAAAUAUGGGGAAAACGCAAAUAUGGGGAAAACGCAAAUAUGGGGAAAACGCAAAUAUGGGGAAAACGCAAAUAUGGGGAAAACGCAAAUAUGGGGAAAACGCAAAUAUGGGGAAAACGCAAAUAUGGGAAAAACGCAAAUAUGGGAAAAACGCAAAUAUGGGGAAAACGCAAAUAUGGGAAAAACGAAAAUAUGGGAAAAACGAAAAUAUGGGAAAACCGAAAAUACGGGAAAAACGCCAAUAUGGGAAACACGCAAAUAUGGGAAAAACGCAAAUAUGGGAAAAACGCAAAUAUGGGAAAAACGCAAAUAUGGGACAAACGCAAAUAUGGGACAAACGCAAAUAUGGGACAAACGCAAAUAUGGGACAAACGCAAAUAUGGGACAAACGCAAAUAUGGGAAAAACGCAGGUAUGGGAAAAACGCAAAUAUGGGAAAAACGCAGGUAUGGGAAAAAUGCAGAUAUCGGAAAAACGCAGAUAUGGGAAAAACGCAGAUAUGGGAAAAACGCAAAUAUGGGAAAAAACGCAAAUAUGGGAAAAAACGCAAAUAUGGGAAAAAACGCAAAUAUGGGAAAACGCGAAUGUGGGAAAAAUGCAGAUAUGGGACAACUGCAAAUAUGGGAAAAAAGCAAAUAUGGGAAAAACGCAAAUAUGGGAAAAACGCAAAUAUGGGAAAAACGCAAAUAUGGGAAAAACGCAAAUAUGGGAAAAACGCAGGUAUGGGAAAAAUGCAGAUAUCGGAAAAACGCAGAUAUGGGAAAAACGCAGGUAUGGGACAAACACAGAGAUGGGAAAAACGCAGAGAUGGGAAAAAUUCAGGUAUGGGAAAAACGCAGAUAUGGGAAAAACGCAGAUAUGGGACAAACGCAGAUAUGAGACAAACGCAGAUAUAG
Molecule: messenger RNA, 975 nt
Organism: Schistocerca americana (American grasshopper)
Lineage: Eukaryota; Metazoa; Arthropoda; Insecta; Orthoptera; Acrididae
Exons: 1
Coding region: 1-975 (324 amino acids)
Source: RefSeq, a predicted model, not a curated record